UCGUCGCAUCCCUUCUUCUUGCAGGUACGCGUGACGGUGCUGGACAAGAACGACGUUGCACCGACAUGGGGCCCGGGCCCGUGGAAAUUCAAGAUCUCCGAGGAGGCGCCGCCCAACACCGUCAUCACCGUGCUCAAGGCCUACGAUCCAGAUACCAUCGGUACUCUGACUUACACCCUGGUGCCGAAUCAUCAUCAUCCCGGCGAGACCGCGGACAACGACGGGACGCAGGGCCAAUUUAAACUGAAUCCAACCACUGGCCAGCUGAGCCUCGCCGAGGCCCUCGACAGAGAGACGAAGGAAAGAUACGUGCUCAAGGUGCGCGCCGACGACGGACUGCAACACCGGGACAUCGUGCUGCACAUACAGGUCACCGACACCAACGACAACGCGCCGACCUUCCAGAGCACGGCCUACUCGUUCGACGUUCCGGAGAACGUACCGAGGGGCAGCCGCGUCGGUCAGGUCGUCGCGACGGACGCCGACGCCGAGGGUUCCAACAGCCACGUGAGCUACGUGCUCAUCUCCGACUGGGCGAACGACGUGUUCUCGUUGAAUCCAAGCACCGGCGUGUUCACGCUCACCGCGGGACUCGACUACGAGCAAGUGCAGCACUACAUCCUCGUCGUGGAAGCGACGGAUGGCGGUAUGCCGGUGCUGUCUUCCACCGUGACGGUUUACUGCAACGUCGUCGACUUGAAUGACAACGCGCCGAUCUUCGAAACCGGGCCGCACGCGGCCGACAUCGUGGAAAACGCUACUGUCGGCACACCCGUGCUCACCGUGACCGCCCAGGAUCUGGAUUCCGGCGACAACGGUAGGAUCGUCUACGCCAUCGCCGGCGGCGACGAGGACGGUGACUUCGGCGUGGCCCAGAACGGCACCCUCUUCACGCGCCGGGCCCUCGAUCGCGAACGGAAGCCGAUCUACAAUCUGAUACUGAGUGCCACUGAUAGCCCACUACCGCCGGCGCGGCCGUUGUCCUCCACAGUGCAGGUAACGGUGGUGCUGCUGGACGUGAAUGAUAUGUCACCGGAAUUCAUCUCGCCCACGAAGACAUGGGUAAUCGAGAACGCGCCGAGCAACACGUUAGUGAUGGCGAUAAAGGCUAUUGAUCGGGACGAGGGUCGGAACGGUUACGUCGAGUACUCGCUGAGGGACGAUGAUAACCUGCCGUUCACCCUUGGCCCGGUGGACGGACUGUUGCGCGUUUCCGGGCCGUUGGACCGCGAACUAAAGUCCAACUAUACCCUGGAAGUCACCGCCAAAGAUCGUGGUGAACCGUCAAAAUCGUCGUCGGCUGUCAUCUCCGUCACGGUGCUCGAUGAAAACGACAAUUCUCCGGUGUUCGAGCCCAGACAGUACUUCGCUACUAUUGCCGAGAACGCCAGCAUCGGCGCCAGUGUACAUCAGGUGUCAGCGAUGGAUCGCGACGAAGGUGCGAACGGCAAAGUGCGGUACAGCAUCGUGACGGGAGAUGACAAUCGGGACUUUACGAUCUCGGAGGACGGCGGCGUGAUCCGAGUGGCGAAAAACCUAAAUUUUGAGCGUAAAUCCCGGUACCAUCUGACAAUUCGCAGCGAGGAUUGCGCGGCGGAAGUCGGAAAGAUGCCACGCAGUGACACGGCCCAGGUCACCAUCACUGUGGUCGACAUCAACGACAACGCACCGGUCUUCCUCGAUUCGCCCUAUCUGGCACCCGUUGUGGAGAACAUGGUGCCACCGGAUGGCGGUUUUGUGAUACAGGUUAAGGCGUACGACGCGGACAAUCCACCGUACAACGAUCAAGUCAGAUACUUCAUUAAGGAAGGUGACACUGACCUAUUUCGCAUAAACGCAAGCACUGGUGACAUAUCACUCCUUCGACCGUUGGAUAGGGAACGCGUGCCCGAAUAUACGCUUACUCUAGCGGCUAUGGAUACCGGCUCGCCGCCUCUCACCGGAUCGGGCAUCGUCAGGAUCGUCGUUCUCGACGUGAACGAUCACAGCCCGGAGUUCGCCCGGCAGGGUUACAAGGCCACCGUGGUGGAGAACGCGCCCGCCGGAACUUGGGUCACCAAGCCGCACGCCACGGACAAAGAUGAAGGGAACAAUGCGAAGAUAAGAUACGCCCUACUUGGGAACACAGAGGAUCCGUUUACUGUAGACUCCGAAACGGGCGAUGUGUACACCACAAUGCCGUUGGACCGCGAGGAAGCUGUCGCCUAUUACUUGACUCUGGUAGCCAGGGACUCGAGCCCGACGGAGCCGCGCGCCUCCGCCGUCAAUCUGACGAUCUACGUGACGGACGUGAACGACAACGCACCCCGCUUUUCUAAUCCUCGAUACACGGCCUACGUUCCAAGCGGGACUCGACCAGGCGACUUUGUCUUCGGCGCGAAAGCGAGCGACAACGACGACGACGAAAACUCGCGGAUCGUUUACGAGCUGCAUGGCAAGGAUGCCAAACAGUUCACCAUCGAUCACGACAACGGCGUGAUUCGCGCUACUCGGGAGUUGAUCGGCGACCAGACCACCUAUCAGCUGCAGAUACAGGCGUCGGACUGCGGCGAGGAGCCCCAGCACGUCACCGCCGACCUGGUGAUACACUUGUGGGAGCGGCAGCUGUUCCCCAGCUUCCAGUCGAGCGUUAGCACGCGAUUCGUACUGUCUGAGGACGUAUCCGAAGGCAAGGUGAUCACCAAACUGAGUGCUACCACGCCGAAGAGCGGACCGGCGAGCAAAUUGAUCUAUGGUAUAGCCGGCGGAAACGUGGGGGAUGCUUUGAGAAUCGAAGCUUAUACUGGUGAGGUCGUGGUAGCCGCUGGCUUUGACUACGAGACGGCACCGCACUAUGAAGCCUGGAUCGAGGUUCGCGAUUCGGAUACUCCCGCGCUGCGCAGCGUUCUCCAACUCCUGGUGAACGUCACGGACGCCAACGAUAACGCGCCAGUCAUGGAGGCGGCCAUUUACAACGCGACCGUGAUGGAGGAGGAGUACCCGCCGUUGUUUGUCGGCAAGGUGUCCGCGACGGAUCGCGACUCUGACGAGAACGGCCAGGUCACUUAUCAUCUGCUCAAUGACUUCUCCGAAUCUUUCGUCAUUGACAACAGCACCGGUCAGAUCGAGACCAAUGUCAAAUUGGAUCGCGAAGAGAUUGCGUCCUACGAGCUGAUCGUGGAAGCGAGAGAUCAAGGUCAUCCUCGAUUGACCGGCACCGCUACGGUACUGGUUACCGUUUUGGACAAGAACGACAACCCGCCGCACUUCACGCGACUGUUCAGCGUCAACGUGACGGAGAACGCGGAGAUUGGCACGUUUGUAAUACGCAUCACCAGCAGCGACUUGGACAUCGGUUCGAAUGCGAACGUCAGUUACAGCUUUACUGACAACCCGGGAAAGAAAUUUUCCAUCGAUGCCCUCAGCGGAAACGUAACCGUGGCUGGACAGCUCGACAGAGAGGAGCAGGACGAGUAUCUACUGAAGGUCAUAGCAGAGGACCGCGCAUGGCGAGCGGAGACUCCUCUGACGAUCACCAUUCAGGACCAGAACGACAACGCGCCCGAGUUUGACCAGAGCACCUAUCACUUUCAUUUCCUCGAGCUUCAGCCGCAAGUGACGCACGUCGGCACAGUCACGGCCACCGAUCGCGACAAACAGGGACCGAACUCCGUCAUAUCCUACAGUCUUCUGCAACCGUCCGAUCUCUUCACGGUCGACCCGGCGACCGGCGACGUCUUCAGCAAGCGUACCUUACGCUACAAGCAUACACAUCGGCCGUCCUCGGAGAAUCCGGAGAAUCUGUACUCGCUGACGGUGGUCGCGACUGACAACGGCAAGCCGCCAAUGUCCUCGAGGAAGGUGGUGCACGUGAGCGUGGUAGACGCUAAUAACAACGCGCCCCGCUUUGAGCAGAGGUCCUAUCUGUCGCCGGUGCCGAAGAACGCGGGAGGCAGGCGGAUUAUUCAGCUGAUCGCCCGUGAUGACGCCGACUUCGGCGUGAACGCGGAGGUCAGUUAUUCGUUGGAGAACGUGAACGGCACCGGCACCAAUGUGUUCUCCAUCGAGAAGGAAACCGGCUGGAUCUUUAUGCGCUCGGGCGUCGGCGGCAUCCCCGUCGACACGGUGUUUCUGCUGAGAGCGCGAGCCACCGACAAAGGCGUGCCACCGCAGAUGGACGAGACCAUCGUGACUCUCGUGAUCUCCGGUGAGAACCGGCACGCGCCUACCUUCGCCGUCGACAGUUACCAGGUCAGGGUGCCGGAAAACGAGCCUGUCAACACCACGAUUCUGACGAUGAGCGCUGUGGAUGACGACAAAGGGCCCAACGGCAUGAUUCGCUACAGAAUCUCGGCUGGCAACGAGGGGAACGAGUUCUUCAUCAACUCCACCACCGGCGCGAUCACCAUAUUGAAGCUUCUCGAUUACGAUCUGGUGCAGGAGUAUCGGUUAAACAUCACCGCGACGGAUUUGGGAUUCGAGCCGAAGCAAGCGGUAGCCACUUUAACUGUCAAUGUGUCCGACGUCAACGAUAACCCUCCGACAUUCAACCAGAGCGUCUACGACGCAUAUCUGCCGGAAAAUUCGCCGUCUGAUACUUUCGUUUACAAGGUGGUUGCACAAGACGUUGACUCGCCCAAGUAUGCUGUAGUGCAGUACGAAAUUCUGGGCGGCACCGGAAAGAAUCACUUUCGUAUUCGUGGGGAUACCGGUGAGAUCAUAUCGGACGCCAGUUUUGAUUACGAAGAGAAGACUAACGAGUACACCCUCGACAUCGUCGCGUCUAAUCCGGAUUCGAGCCCGCAGAUGGUCGGUUUUACGACCGUGUUAGUGCACAUCACCGGCGUGAACGAGUACUAUCCCCAUUUCAUUCAGCCCGUAUUUCACAUGGACGUGUCAGAAAGUGCCGAGGUGGGCACGUCGGUCGGCGCGGUCCAAGCGACCGAUCAGGACUCAGGCGAGGACGGUCGCGUGUACUACCUGUUCGUAGGCUCGUCCAACGACCGCGGCUUCUCGAUCAGCUCGGACACCGGCGUCAUUCGGGUGUCGCGUCAGCUCGACCGUGAGACACAGAAUCGCGUGGUGCUGACGGUGAUGGCGAAGAACGGCGGCGGCAUACGCGGCAAUGACACCGACGAGGCGCAAGUAAUCGUCUCCAUUCAGGACGGCAAUGAUCCGCCCGAGUUCCUGCAGAGCGCCUACAACGCUAGCGUGUCGGAGGGCGCCGUCCACGGCACCCGCGUGCUCACGGUCCGCGCGAUCGACAAGGACAUCAAGCCGCAGAACAACCAAUUCUCGUAUUCCAUCAUCAGCGGCAAUCUCGGCCAGGCCUUUAAGAUCGAUCCGCAGACCGGCGACGUCGAAACGGCGAAGCUGCUGGAUCGCGAGACUUUGCCUAUGUACGAUCUGACGAUCGGCGCGAUUGAUACCGGCUCGCCGCCACAAACUGGCACGGCUAUGGUGCACAUCGAGCUGCUGGACGUAAAUGAUAACGGCCCGGUCUUCGAUCCGCCGGAAAUAAUCGGGUACGUCAGCGAGAACGAACCGGCGGGUACCAGCAUCAUGACCCUGAGCGCGACCGACCCCGAUCUGCCGCCCAAUGGUGCGCCAUUCACCUACAGAUUGAUCGGAGGAAAACAGAGUGACUUGGUGACUUUGGAUAAGCAUUCGGGAGUACUAAGGACUGCCAGAAGUCUCGAUAGAGAAACGAUGUCACAACUAGAUCUCAUGGUUGAAGUGGAGGACUCGGGUAUACCACGAAUGAAGAGCGAGCAUACCAUCGUCGUGAUCGUCACUGAUCAGAACGACAGCCCGUCCACGCCGAGGUCGGUGCACGUAAUUGUGCAUUCGUUCAACGGCAAGACACCAUUGGGAAAGAUCGCCGACGUGCAUCCGAAUGAUCCGGAUGUCACCGGGACUUUCUCGUGCAAGAUUCUUCAAGGUUCAAGUUUGGGCGCGCUCACCAUCCCCACUGCUUGCGAUCUUCACACCAACAAGAUUACAUCAGGCGUCGGCUAUUCUUUGGUUAUCUCCGGUAAUGACGGGCGACAUCCAGAUGUAAUAUCCAAGGUUACUGUCGAGUUCCAGAUCUUCUCGAACGCCACUAUCGAGAACAGCGUCACUUUGCAAAUUUUCAAAUUGACCGCUAACAAUUUCCUCAAUCAAUACUACCGGGCUCUCCUGGAUCUCCUGCAGGAGAAAAUCAAUGUCGGCGAUGCACUCAUCAUUUUCAGCAUCGGUGAAAACGGACCGGACUUGAACAUUCACAUGGUAUUGGGAUCUCCGCAAGGAUAUCGAACAAGGUACGAAGUGACUGAUCUGCUGAUGCGCAAUCGAGAUCAAAUUCAAACGCUACUCGAAGGUAAUCCGUUUAUCAUCGGCUAUUCUCCGUGCAAACACAUAUCAUGCGAAAACGGAGGCAGCUGCAGCGACCGACUGGCCAUAUACGACGACGCCAGGAUCACUGACAGCCAGGCACUGAUCCUGACGUCGCCCAAGAUGCUGCACGAGAUGGCUUGCAAGUGUCGGGACGGCUUCACCGGGGACAGAUGCGAAAAGAGGCAAGAUCCGUGUUCUCCGAAUCCCUGCUUACUGGGAGGACAAUGUCGACGUUUGGGUUACGAUUUUCAAUGCACUUGCCCCGUCGAUCGCGACGGCAAGAUGUGCGAGCUCGAGAGAGGUGACGUGUGCGCCAGCAAUCCGUGUCGAAACGGCGGAUCAUGCAGAAAAAGCCCAGACAGCUUCAGCUUCUUCUGCCUCUGCCGGGCUGGCUACAGAGGAAAUCAUUGUGAGGCGGUCACCGAUUCCUGUCGACCGAAUCCUUGCCUACACGGUGGCUUAUGCGUGGGAGAAAAGCCUGGAUAUCGGUGUAGCUGUCCCGAGGGUCGUUACGGCCGGCACUGUGAACGCUCGACCUUCGGUUUCGACGAGUUGUCGUACAUGACGUUCCCGGCGAUGGAUUCCAACACGAACGACAUCACCAUCGUGUUCGCCACUACGAAGUUGGACGCGUUGCUGCUGUACAAUUACGCGUCGCAGACGGGCGGUCGCUCGGACUUUGUCGUGCUGGAGCUGAUUGGCGGUCGAGUAGUCUUCUCGUACGGCGGUGCCAGAAGCGCGAUCACUACCGUCACCAUCAAAACGGAGCGGCCGGUGUCGGACGGUGAAUGGCACAAAGUCACCGCCACCAGGAACGGCAGAGUUAUCUCGCUCAGCGUAUCUACCUGCAGAGAACACGGCGACGUCUGCGACGAUUGCAGACCCGGCGAUAGUACCUGCUACGCAGACGACGUAGGCCCGACUGGGACAUUAAAUUUCAAUAAUAAUCCUCUUCUACUGGGCGGCUUGGAGAAUGGCGAUCCUGUGCUGGAACGUCCGGGUCAAGUGCAUUCGGACGAUUUCGUAGGCUGCAUACAUUCGGUGUCGAUAAACGGCCGGGCCUUGAAUCUAACGAAUCCACUCGCGUCUCGUGGCGUGAAGUCUACGUGCGUCAGAUCGCAGCGAAAUCCUUGCCUGAAAGAUGAAAAAGAUACUACUGCAUCCGUUUGCGGCAUGAACGCCCGAUGUUAUGACAAGUGGCACCAGGUGAUGUGUCAAUGCGGAUCCUUAAUAGCGCCCAAUUGCCACGGCGCUCUGAAACCUGUCACGCUGAGUGAGGGAGGAUUUAUCGAGUUUAAGAUUUCAGAGAAACACAGAAGGAUGCAAUUGUUGGAGUAUUUUUACGGUGGUUCAACAAUAUGGCGCACGAAUCGCAUUAAGCGCGGUCUUAUCGAAGACAUGAGCUUCAUAACGAAUCCUUCUCCCUUGAAGACAAUCGGCUUGAUGUUCAGAACCGUGAAGCCCGAUGGCAUUUUGAUAUACGCCGCAACAAAUAAACAUUUUACAUCCAUAGAGCUUCACAACGGUCAGCUGAUUUACAUGUCCCUGCUCGGAUCACCAGUAAACAUGUCGAUCAACAUUGAAGGUGGUCUCGCCGAUGGACGUUGGCAUAAUCUGACACUCCAUGCCUACGCCAGAGGAUUAAGACUGUUGGUCGAUGGUACCUUAACAGGCGAUGAGUUGGACUUGGCGGGGGUUCACGAUUUUCUUGAUCCGUACUUGUCUAUCUUGUCGAUUGGCGGUGUCAGUCAGGACCUGUAUUACACUCACAGCGCUAGAUCUAGAAGUUUCGAAGGUUGUCUGGCCAACUUUACUGUCAACAAUGAAGUGCAACCAUUCAAUGGCUCCGGUACUAUCUUUAAAGAUGUGUUCUAUCAUGGCAAAGUGAGCACCGGAUGCAGAGGACCGAUUGGUAUCGGCGCGGCCACAGCCGCGGACCCUCUCAGUAUUGGCAUCACUCUGGUCAUCGUCUUCUUCGUUAUCCUGUUAAUUGCCAUUCUGGUGAGCUUCAUAGUGUUCCGAUUGCGUCGGCAGAAUAAGGAGAAGUCGGCAACGUCGGUCGUCAACAAGAACACCAACGCCAUCAUGACCGGAAAUCCUCUGGUCGGUCCCGGAAAUGACAAUCUCAUGUCCCGUCAUGAGAACACGUACAUCUCUGACACGUCUGACCUGCGCGGCGUCGGCCACAUGGGUCCCGAGCUAAUCUCGAAGAAGUAUAAGGAACGCGAGAUCAACGCUACCGCUGAGCACCGACCGCAACGACCAGACAUCAUCGAGCGGGAGGUCACCAAGUCGCCUCCCAUUCGCGACGAGCAUCCUCCUUUGCCGCCGCCAACCCAAACCUCCCUCCAUUCGCACGAACAUAACCCGGAACCCGAUAUCCCCGAACACUACGACUUGGAGAACGCCAGUUCCAUCGCGCCCAGCGAUAUCGAUAUUGUAUAUCAUUACAAGGGUUAUCGUGACGGUAUGAGGAAGUACAAGGCCACUCCUCCUCCUAUAGGUAAUUAUGGCAACCAUCACAAGCACACGGGACAACAACAUCGCCAUACCGGACCCUUUCCACCGCGAACUAUGCCACCACCUAACGUGAACCAGCCACCUGGUCCGGCACCCAAAUUGCUUCAAAGCACCCCUCUGGCAAGAUUAUCUCCCAGCAGUGAGCUGUCCGCGCAACAACCGCGGAUUCUCACGCUGCACGACAUCAGCGGGAAGCCGCUGCAGAGCGCGCUGCUGGCCACGACGUCCUCGUCUGGCGGUGUCGGCAAGGACGCGCUGAAUUCCAACAGCGAGAGGAGCUUAAACUCCCCCAUCAUGAGUCAACUGUCAGGCUCCACUGCGAGCAGAAAGGCGCCACAGUCCAACAAUGAGAACUCGGUGAAUAACGUAUCGUCAGGUCCGAUGGGUCUUACGGCGGAGGAGAUCGAACGGCUUAAUUCCCGUCCGAGAACGUCCAGCUUGGUCUCUACCCUGGACGCCGUGAGCUCCUCCAGCGAGGCCAGGGGUCCGCCCGCACACGGGCCCCUGCAUCACCAUCGACGUCACACACCCCCCGUGGAGAGGCUCGAGCGACGGAAUUCGUCAACCACCGACGAGAGCGGCAAUGACAGUUUUACGUGCUCGGAGAUCGAAUACGACAACGGAUCGUUGGUAGGUGACAAACGAUCCGACGACCUGUUCGCCAAGCAGGACGACGAGAGGAGCAGCCCGCAGGGGAGGAGCAACGUCGAGUCGUCGCAGUCGACGAAACCGCCGCUGCCGCCGAACGUCGGUAACUACGACGGCUUCGACAGUUCAUUUCGCGGAUCCCUCAGCACCCUCGUCGCCUCGGACGACGAUCUGUCGACUCACAUGGGCGGCCUACUCUAUGGCAAUCACACCAGCAACGGUUCGCCCACUGCCACCACCACUACCACCGCUGCCGCCGCCGCCGAGGACGCUCUCAGCUGGGACUACCUGCUCAACUGGGGGCCCAAUUUCGAGAGCCUCGUCGGCGUGUUCAUUGACAUCGCCGAGCUACCGGACAGCACCAGUCGAGUACCCAGAUUACCAGCGAAUAUUCCCAAACCCUCCGAGGAAUACGUGUGAAACUGAAUCCUCGGUUCAUGACAACGCCGGGACAAUUUAGUGAACAAUAGUAGUAGGUUUAGUGACCGUAAGAAUUAUUUUGGAGAAACUGCAGAGACUCGCCCUUAGGAGACGUGCGAGAUCCGCUUAGGAAUGUUAUCGAAUUUUGUUUUGCUGCCCGAAUUAUUUAGCUUGAUUAGUCGAACGUUUGUAAAUCGAUAAAUUAUAGCGAUAUGUCCAGUCUCGCGGGCUUGGACGAUCGAUUGAUCGUGGUGGUUUUGAAUCGCAAGAACACAUUUGAAAAAAGUGUCGCGGAAAGUCGUUGCAACGUUUAAGGAUUGCAGCGAGAGGGUACAACGCGUCGAACGCGUGAUCAUCUUGCCAUAAUAGUUCAUUGUGUAACAAGUGUGGAUAUUCUGCUUUUCUAGCACGAGAGAGAGAAAACCGAUCCGCACGUGUUGCACACCGUUUUUUAUUGCCAGUGCGUCAAAGUGUGGCCACUUUUGACAUACUGAUGCUAAUAAAAAAUAUAAAGAGAAACGACUCGUCCAUAUUUCUCCUAUCGCGUACAGGAGAGACUCGUUGUUUUCUAUAUCAUACUCCUUAUCUCGCAAUUUUUUUUUUUUUUUUGUAAAUAUCGAAUGACACGUCUAAUCAAAAUGCUCGCUCGCGCGCAGUGCGCAAUAUCUCUCGAUUAAACGAUCGGUCGAACUGCAAAAGUUCUCUUACGACAUAAUAUUACGUAUUAUAAAUCGAAGAGUUACGCAUAUAAAGUCAUUUAUAAUAUUAACAUUGACAUAAUCGAUGUUAAUAUUACGAGUAGUAUUAACAGUAUUGAAUGCCGAUACGUUAAAUUUGCACGUUUCGAAUGACCGCGCGGGAUAUUAAAAUUCGAAAUGUAACACGCGAGAUUACGAAUGCCAUUUUUUUAAUUAGGGCGAUUUAUCCGCACUGCUAGCGAGACGGUGAGAUGUGCGACUGAGCAUCGAGGCAGUCCAAUUAUUUGUUAACUAGCGACUUGUGUAUACAUAUAUCCUAAGCUGUCGUGCCAGAUACACUCGAUGCGAUCGCACAUAAUAAUUAUUGCUUGAAUGGCUAAAUAGCACAUAGACACUCACUUCAUAAUUUUUAAUAGUCUAAUCAAAGAACUCAAAAGAGACUAUGGAAGAGAUUUUUGGAAUAUUCAGCUGCAGCAUUUUUAAAAAUAAUUUAAUUUAUAGUACGAUAUUUAAUUAUAUUGUACUUUACGCAUGAAUUGGAUUUUUAUCUUUUGUACGCGAAAAUUUUCAACAGUGAAUGAAAAAUUAAGCUACGAUAAAAAUAUUAGUGAGUACAACUGUGAUUUAUGAUGGAAUUACAAUUUCAGUAAGAAAAAAUGCUGCUUUCCAAUUGACUUUGAAUUUUGAUGCUGCAACAUACAAAAUUGAUUCUUAGUAUCUUUUUUUUUCGUGGCGAUGAAAUCAUUAUAAAAAUCGUCAAAUCCAUCGUCUUAUAAAUCAGAAUUAAAUACAUCGAAAUUUUAGAUUGGUUAAAAUGUAAUACUGAUUGAAUUAUAAUAUAAGAUCUACAUUUAUAUCUUAUAUUAAUUAACUUUAUUUAAAAAAUUCCAAAAUAAUUCAAACAGCUAUUAUUUUAUUAAACUUUCUUUUUAUUUAAGUGACGUAUUGUCUAUGGCAUUCAGCCAUUCGAUCGAAAAAAACCAUGGCGUUUUGUAUAAAGGAAUGCUUGCCAAGAGAAGGGAGAGAGUUUGUCUUCCCACGUUAUAAACAACAGCCACUUCGCUUUGCUAUUGCCUGGCAGUGCGAAGAUAACGGAACGUCGCUGAUGAACGGGAUUAUCGUGCCGUCGUGAAACACUAUGCGGAUAGCGUGAUUCGCGGGCGUGUCAAAUUCGUGCUCAAUUCGCGUUUGUUAGAGGGACCUGUUUGUUAGAAGGGAAUAACGGAGCCGUCGUAAGCGUUCCUGAGAGCGGCCUGCCGCUUGUGGCAGACCGCAAGACUGAUUUUCUCCUCUCUCCAAACGACGUUUCGCGAUCGCGAGAAGCGAGAGCGAAGCUUCUCGGCGAUCGCCUUAAGCGCGUUUACGUUGUAAAUUACGAGAUAUCUGUCCUCGGCCUGAUUUCAUCCUGUAAAUAGAAUCACGCGUGUGAGCUGUACAAAAGUGCGAAUGCGUGCGCGAGUGCCAGAGAGAGUGCAUGCCAACUCUAUCAUCAUCGAUCGUAAAAUAAACGACAGAUUUGUAAAA
Molecule: messenger RNA, 12167 nt
Organism: Monomorium pharaonis (pharaoh ant)
Lineage: Eukaryota; Metazoa; Arthropoda; Insecta; Hymenoptera; Formicidae
Gene: ft
Product: cadherin-related tumor suppressor
Exons: 22
Biological process (GO): homophilic cell-cell adhesion
Cellular component (GO): plasma membrane
Molecular function (GO): calcium ion binding
Source: RefSeq, a predicted model, not a curated record